GCGCUGCGCAACGGAGGCGCCACAUUGACGUCCACGAACGUCACAAUACUCCCACAAUCCACCGCGGUCAUCCACAAUCGUAUCUUGGACUGAAAGUGUCAAACCCAAGCUCCGUCAGAUGGCGCUCCGCCGUUUAUCCACGCUGUCCUCCGCGCUGCGCUGCGCCGUCAGCCCGACGCUCCGCCGCAACAUGGGGCUCUCUGCGGUCCUCCUCACCCGGGAACAGGCGCUCGACCCCAUCCAGAAACUGUUCCUGGACAAGAUCCGUGACUACAAGACCAAGAGCAAGUCUUCGGGAGGUAUUGUGGAAGCAGGAGCAGCCUACCACAAGAACGUGUCUGAAGAGGUGAUCAAACUGCAGAGGCUCUAUGGCGGAGGAGACCUCGCCAAGUUCCCUGACAUCAAAUUCACAGAGCCCAUGCUUGUGGAAGCGGCGGCCAAGUGAAUGCUGUCCAUGUUGUCCAUCUCCUACAUGUCACAAAUGUUGUAUUUAAUAAAACGAUGAUGAAUUGAAAAUGA
Molecule: messenger RNA, 519 nt
Organism: Pseudoliparis swirei
Lineage: Eukaryota; Metazoa; Chordata; Actinopteri; Perciformes; Liparidae
Gene: atp5pf
Product: ATP synthase peripheral stalk subunit F6
Exons: 4
Coding region: 119-445 (108 amino acids)
Biological process (GO): proton motive force-driven ATP synthesis
Molecular function (GO): proton transmembrane transporter activity
Source: RefSeq, a predicted model, not a curated record